Molecule: messenger RNA, 1410 nt
Organism: Besnoitia besnoiti
Lineage: Eukaryota; Apicomplexa; Conoidasida; Eucoccidiorida; Sarcocystidae
Exons: 1
Coding region: 1-1410 (469 amino acids)
Cellular component (GO): membrane
Source: RefSeq, a predicted model, not a curated record
AUGGUUUACCGCGGCAAGAUGAACAAGACAGCAAGUCCUCGUUGGGUAAUGGGUCCUGCCCUGCCAUAUAGGGGUUUUUCUUUGUUGCUGACAUUGCUCGGCGUCCUAGGUGCGCCUCUGGCAGUGGCCUGUUUCAAGGCGCCGGUCGCGAGGGGCUCUCAAGAAUGCACCGCCUCCUCCGACGCGAUUCUCGUAUUUGAGGUGGAGGAUACCGCAAAGGUGUUCAAAUGCCCAUCCGGGUGGGAACUCGUGCCUGAGGAUGUAACACGUGUGUGCCAACAAGACAACUGCAACGUAGAACUGGACAGCCUUGUCAGUGGAGCCAAACUCGACAGGUCGUCAAAAACCAACGCGUUCACCCUCACUCUCCCGCCGGAAUCCAAGCGAGAGCAGAGACUGUGGUAUUACACUUGCAAGGUCAAAGUCAGCCACUCUGGAGACGAACCCGACUCUCCGCACAGCGAAGAUGCGAAUAGCAGCAACGACGUGCCAGGCAACGGGCAAAACCCGUCCCCGGGUUCCCAAGGCCCCGCCGGCGCACCGCUCCCUGAAGAACCGGACAGCGAGGAACCCCCCAAAGUUGUGCCUCCUGAGUCUUCUCCUACGGAACACCCGACAGGCAGCGGUGUCGGCGACACUUCCAUCAAUAAUAGCUUGUCAAGCGGGAGCGUCAACACCGCGGGCUCACACGCGAGCGGGAGCGAUCUGGACGGCAGCCUGGAUGACACUGAGAGGCUCCAGAUGGACAGCGGACUUGACCAGCCUGCGAACCCUGCUCAAGGCCUAGAGAGCAGACGCCGUGUAGAGGCGGAAGUGCGGACUUUGGUCCAACUUUCAGAUGUCGAUAGCCUCAAAGGGGUCGACGCGUUCGCCGUGUCCCUCACAGGUGAAAACCGGAUGUCUUCGAGGGGUAAACGGGAGGAGUGCAGAGUCACCGUCUACGUUGUACCUUCUGUUGUGAUGGAGUGCAACGCAGGAGAGACGAAGGCCGCUGCUGUGUUCAGCGUCGGCAACCAGGUUUCCUUCCGAUGCGGCCCUGGACUGAAGUUGGAGCCUGUCGACCUGGACUACGUUUUCAACGACCACGACGGGCUUUGUUCAACGGUGACCCUCCUCAGUGGCCUUCUCCGCGGGUCUCUCAUUCCCAGGGAUGAGGACACUGAAAACGAGGGUGCGUUGGCGGAGUACGUCUUUCACGUCGACGAGCUGCCCCCCAAGCCGCAGCCGCUUUGUUACAAGUGCGUCCAACGCGCGCCUGCCACUUUUAGCGGGGAGCAAACACCCGAUAGCCCUAAGGCAUGCUUUGUGAAAAUCAUAGUCGACUCGGGCGAUCCGGCAGUAUUGUCUCUUGCCACCACCUUCUUUUCCACGAUAUCUGUACUGCUCGCGAGCGUGCUUCGUAUGCCUUAA